Molecule: messenger RNA, 2096 nt
Organism: Pelodiscus sinensis (Chinese soft-shelled turtle)
Lineage: Eukaryota; Metazoa; Chordata; Testudines; Trionychidae
Source: RefSeq, a predicted model, not a curated record
UCAGGCAGGUGCUGGCAGAAAAGCUGCUGGAGAGAAGUUUUAAGCUUUUGAGAGACCCGAAAGCAGAACUGACUGACCGGAGCUGACUUGGAAGCAGCAGCUGCUGCAAGCAAAUAGCAUGGCAAAGCCAACGGAGAGAGGUGAAGGUAAAAUCAGAAUUUCCCAUGAACUAUCAGCAGGGGAAAAAAUAGGCACAAGGAACAGAAAAGUGCGGGUGAAGAAAUGCCUGGAUAACCUUGGAAUUCCCUGUAAUCUGGAUGACGUGCCGAAUAUCGCCAUCUUGGGGGCUGGGGGAGGCCUCCGGGCCAUGAUAGCCCUGUAUGGAACCCUGCAGGAGCUACAAACUCAGGGCCUCCUGGAUGCCAUCAUGUACCUGUGUGGGGUCUCAGGGUCAACUUGGUGUAUGUCGUCUCUCUACAAACAUGAGGACUGGACAGAGAAAUUGCAGGCCCUGGUGGAACGCAUGUGCACUCGACUUGACAAAUGGACCUGGAACCUCCCCAAAGCCACAAAAAUAUUACUUGAGGCAGCUAAGGAUGAAAACUACUCACUGACCGAUUUCUGGGCCUACACUGCGAUCUAUGGAAUGAUACACGAGCUGGACAAGGGACACUUGUCGGAGCAGCGGGGUGCAGCUGAGAAUGGAAGAAACCCCUACCCCAUGUAUGCAGCGGUGGAUGAGCAAAGUUUCAGCAAAGUAACUGAAUACUCUGCAGCAACCUGGUUUGAGUUCAACCCCCAUGAAGCUAGUUUUAUUGGCUAUGGAGCAAGUGUGCCCAUAGAAUUCUUUGGAAGUGAAUACAAGGAUGGGGAGCUAAAGAAGAAGAAAGAAGAGAAAAACAUGAGUUACCUUCAAGGUCUUUGGGGAAGUGCCCCAGGCAGCAAAACGGAAAAUGAAAAAGUCAUAAAAGAUAUAUUGUUUGGCUUCUUUAAGGGGAAAAAAGACUCAAGCUCACCGUUCGCGGCAGAUCAAGGAAGUUGUCCGGAAGGACAUGUUGAGGGGUUUCCAACACCUACCAUGGAACCUGAGGAUGAUGACAUGGAAGGCACAUUUCAGGGUGAGCCAGAAGGAUCUUCACCAGAUCCACCAGCCCCAGAAAGCUCUGACAAGCAGUCCGGGAAUGUUCCUCAAUCUGAAACUAAGAAGAAAUCAAUUGCUGGAAACAUUAAAAGCGGCAUAGGCUCCGUGGUGGAUUUCGCUAGAAUGUGGCAGAAAACUACUCAGGGUCUCUUGACCUGGAAAUGGGGAACGAAUAACAACUUUCUUUACAAAUGCUCUGCUCUGGAUGCCCCGGUGCUGACAAAGGAGAAAGUCGUCUCCUUGGUUGACGCGGGCAUUGGCAUCAACUGCGCAUUCCCCCUGGUCCUCCGCCCACAAAGAAAAGUGAAACUGAUCCUCUCCUUCGACUAUGGCCCUUUUGAACCAUUUAUGGCAAUCAAGCAAACAGCCAAAUACUGUAAAGAAAACUGCAUCCCAUUUCCGGAAAUAGACGAGAGUUUGCUGAAGGACCCAGACAACCCCUCUGACUGCUACAUCUUCAGAGGAGAGGGCGCACCCACCGUCAUGCACUUCCCACUUUUCAACAGAGUGAAUUGCCCCGCCUAUGUGACCGAAUGGAGAAUUAGAUUCACCCCCAUUCGCUGUCUCUACCAUAUGGGAGACAUCACCAAAGUCCUCCAGUCAGCCAGACUGAAUGUGUCGAACAACAAAGACAAGAUCCUACAAGAGAUCAAACACCUUGUGGAUCGCUCCAGCAAGAAGGCGAUAUCUUAAGACACCUCCAUCUACAUUCUAUGUUAAAGCUACCCGUUGGAUUCUGCAAACUACAGAGCUGUCUCUUGGCUUGAAAAUAUCAUUAUUUGUGGUCUGAAAAUGUUAGUACUGGUUCCUGAGUUAGCCCUUUUUGACUUGACCACACCAUAGAUCAAUCACUACAGUGCUUUUGCUCAUUGGUCAAAGACAAAUUCUCUCUUGGAGGAAUCUUUGCUUGCCACUGUGAAUUAUUGCUAAAUCUGCCUCCGCUCUGUGGGAUGCCAAGUGUCUUGUGUUUCCAGCUGCACAAACAAUGGUCAAUCAAUAAAGCCUUUAAAAAACA